UGCUUCCAACGCUGAAUGUACGUAUCUGUCAGAUCUUCCAAUAGCAAUGGAUGUUGAGAGACCAGAAACACAUGUAAAUAGGCCCUUUGGGAGUUUAGGUUGAGAGACGAGAAAAAUACUAGGGCAAUCCAUUUGAGAGAGAGCUUUGAGCCAAAAGCACCCCACGCACUAGCCGGACCGGCGAAAUGGUGGACUCGCUGCUAUACGGGCUCCUAGACCUGCGCAUGGCGGCGCCAUUGCUUGCAGCUGCCGUGGCGUUGUACGUCCUUGUCGAGCAGCUGUCCUACCACCGCAAGAAAGGGUCCCUGCCAGGGCCGCCGCUCGUCGUGCCGUUCAUCGGCAGCGCCACGCACAUGAUCCGCGACCCGACCGGGUUCUGGGAAAUGCAGGCUGCUCGCGCUAGAAAGUCCGGCGUUGGGUUCACCGCCGACUUCCUGGCCGGCAAGUUCACGAUCUUCAUCCGCGACUCGGAGUUGUCCAACCGCGUCUUCGCGAACGUCCGCCCCGACGCCUUCUUCGUCAUCGGCCACCCGUUCGGCAAGAAGCUCUUCGGCGACCACAACCUCAUCUACCUGUUCGGCGACGACCACAAGGACCUGCGCCGCCGUAUGGCGACCAACUUCACGCCGCGCGCGCUCUCCACCUACGCCGCCAUCCAGCAGCGCGGCAUCGUCUCCCACCUCCGGCGGUGGCUCGACCGGAGCGCCGCCAACGGCGGCAAGGCCGAGCCGAUACGGGUGCCCUGCCGCGACAUGAACCUCGAGACCUCGCAGACGGUGUUCGCGGGGCCGUACCUCACCGAGGAGGCGAGGGAGAGGUUCAAGAGCGACUACAAUCUCUUCAAUGUAGGCCUCUUGGCCUUCCCCGUUGACCUGCCGGGGCUCGCGUUCCGGCGUGCGAGGCAAGCCGUGGCGAGGCUGGUGCGCAUGCUCCGCGAUUGCGCGAGGGAGAGCAAGGCGCGGAUGCGCGCCGGCGGUGAGCCAGAGUGCCUCGUGGACUACUGGAUGCAGGAGACGGUGCGGGAGAUCGACGAGGCCAAGGCGGCGGGGCUGCCGCCGCCGGCGCACAUCUCCGACGACGAGGAGAUCGGGGGCUUCCUCUUCGACUUCCUCUUCGCGGCGCAGGACGCGUCCACCUCCUCCCUCUGCUGGGCCGUGUCCGCGCUGGACUCCCACCCGGACGUGCUCGCCCGCGUGCGCGCCGAGGUGGCCUCCCUCUGGUCCCCCGACUCCGGCGAGCCCAUCACCGCCGAUAAGAUCGCCGAAAUGAAGUACACAAAGGCUGUUGCUCGCGAGGUGGUCCGGCACCGCCCACCGGCGACGCUGAUGCCACACAUCGCCUUGCAGAACUUCCAGCUGACGGAAUCGUACACGAUCCCUAAGGGCACCCUGGUGCUCCCGUCGAUGUACGAGUCGUCGUUUCAGGGGUUCCAUGACCCCGACGCGUUCGACCCGGAGCGCUUCUUCUCGGAGGCGCGGAGGGAGGACGUGGUGUACAAGCGCAACUUCCUCGCGUUCGGCGCCGGCCCGCACCAGUGCGUCGGUCAGCGGUACGCGCUCAACCACCUCGUCAUCUUCAUGGCGCUCUUCGUCUCCCUCGUCGACUUCCGGCGUGAGAGGACGGAGGGCUGCGACGUGCCGGUGUACAUGCCGACCAUGGUGCCGAGGGACGGCUGCGUCGUCUACCUCAAGCAGCGCUGAGUCAAGUUGCCGUCGUUCUGAUCAAGCUGGUUUCCCGUCAUCUUCUCGUGUUCCGCUCUGUUUCUCCGCUCCUCUCGAUCCAUGCACGGCUCUACCCCACCACCUCGCCUGCAUGGCUGCAUGGGCGUUCCACAUCGCUGCAUGGGCUUGGGCAUCCCCUAUCUUGUUCAUUAAUAUUGGUCAAACAAUCAUCUCCCAUAACCAUUCCAUCUUCUCUUUAAUUUGCUUAAUAUAUUAAAAUUGCACACCAGUGUAGUUGCGGGUGGCACGUGUGCGUUUGCAUGCACUGUGUAGGUGGUCUUUUGCAUCAAGCGGUCUGUGUCUUGCGUGUCGUCCUUGUAUGCGUAACAGUGUAAUAACGUGCUGCUUGUAUGAAUAUUGUAAUUUGUGGUAUAUUUCGUUUGUUAGCACGCGCUCCAUGUAUGCUACUUCCUCCGUUUCAGAA
This is a messenger RNA of Oryza sativa Japonica Group (Japanese rice), 2145 nucleotides long. Its product is annotated as cytochrome P450 710A1. Gene Ontology annotation, molecular function: heme binding; iron ion binding; oxidoreductase activity, acting on paired donors, with incorporation or reduction of molecular oxygen. The record is from RefSeq and is a predicted model, not a curated record. Gene Ontology annotation, biological process: sterol metabolic process. NCBI's taxonomy places the organism in Eukaryota, Viridiplantae, Streptophyta, Magnoliopsida, Poales, Poaceae.